AUGCAGACUUUGCUCUGGCAUGUCCCAAACGGUACAUGUACCUAUAAGUUUCUGGUUUAUGGACCUCUGGCACCGUGCACGUGUCAUCCAAGAUUUUGGCAAAUGCUCCAAGGGGGCACAGAGGAUCACGACUUAGCCGGGUUACCCGACGAUACGAAGAAGGAGCAAUAUCUGCAACUGGUCCUUGCGCCGCUGAUCCCAACUUCAACUCCCAACUUCAACUCCAAACUUACCUGGGAGGAACCGCUUCCAACCAGCAUUUGCUCGAACGAUCCUGGCCCGCCACGAGCUCAGGAGGUUAGAAGCUUUGGGGAAUUGGCCCAAGGAAGCAUCUCGAGAACUGGUGGUGUGCGACUUGCUUCCGAAGCCAGCAUGGAAGCCUGCUGUCGGUAA
Molecule: messenger RNA, 393 nt
Organism: Hymenoscyphus albidus
Lineage: Eukaryota; Fungi; Ascomycota; Leotiomycetes; Helotiales; Helotiaceae
Source: the annotation of a GenBank genome assembly